AUCACAGAGCUUUGUGGAGCAACUCGACUGGGUCACUUUGGGAGGAGCCAGUUCUACAUCGCUCUCAAGCUCAUCGCCAUCGCCCAGUCUGGGCUGCCCCUGAGGGUGGAAAGCCUCAACUCGGUCAAGGACCUGCCACUCCCCCGGUUCGUGGUGGGGAAGAACGAGGCAGAGGCCAGACACGCAGCGCUGUAUCAGGACACCGACAACCAGGGUCUGUACCCAGCUUCUGCUACUGCAGUAAUACCCAGGCCACCAGGAAGGGGACUCCAGAACAAGAAAGGUCCUGCAACCUCCACUGCACUUCCUGUCCACGAGGUUAUCCAGCCCCUGGCAACCAGCAUAGAACCACAGCCUGAACCGACGUCUCCGGUGGUCUCCCCUCACCAGUCCCCCCCCACUUCCCCUCCCUCCUGGAGGAAACACAAGCGGCAGCACAGUGGAGGAAAUGCAGACAGACAGCCGGUGGUGGUGGUGGUGGCGGCUGCAGCGGCAGCUGGAGCUGUGUGGACGCAGUUCAGAGAACCACAAACCGGUCCAGUUCCCGUUGAUGGCAUGUGGCCGUCCCACUCGCCUCCUUUACCAGGUCAGGAAAGUUGGGUCAGUUUCACAGCAGACACCCCGCCUUCCAGCACACUCCCUGGAAUGCAUCCCUCGUCAGCCCAGGAUAGCACAACAAUACGAACUGUGGCCUCGUCAGCAACGACCAAUGAGAUCCAGCGACAGUCCAGCGGCUACGACGAUCCGUGGAAGAUCACGGACGAGCAGCGGCAGUAUUAUAUCAACCAGUUUAAAACCAUCCAGCCGGACCUCACUGGCUUCAUACCUGGUUCAGCAGCGAAAGAAUUCUUCACCAAAUCAAAACUACCGAUUUUAGAGCUGUCGCAUAUUUGGGAGCUGUCAGACUUCGACAAAGACGGAGCACUGACCCUGGACGAGUUCUGUGCCGCCUUUCACCUGGUGGUGGCCAGGAAGAAUGGCUAUGACCUCCCCGAGAAGCUGCCCGAGAGCCUGAUGCCAAAGCUGAUUGACCUGGAUGACUCAGCAG
Messenger RNA from Paralichthys olivaceus (Japanese flounder), 1048 nucleotides. The record is from RefSeq and is a predicted model, not a curated record. NCBI's taxonomy places the organism in Eukaryota, Metazoa, Chordata, Actinopteri, Pleuronectiformes, Paralichthyidae.